AUGAUAGACGACCAGCAGCAAACCCUGUGUUCAAGAUGUCAGACCAUAAGCCUGGACGACCUCUUCCGAAAUGUAACUUCCUGGGAACUCGUUGAACCAGACCCAAGUCUCGUCUUUGAGCGGACUACAGAGUGGGCAAACUCGACAUGUUCUCUUUGCAACUUCUUCCUGGACAUGGUUCCACCCGAAGAACGCAAUACUUGCCCACGGAUAUCGAUAUAUCGUGCCCGGCUAAGUACUAGAAACGGCUCGGCAAAUAACACGCCACUCAAUGCACCAGAUGUGACCCCUAGAACAACUCUGUUAAUUCAGACGCAUAGUGGUGGACCGACGCUUAGCCAACUACCCUUUGUGAACUAUAGCAAAGCCCCAGAAACGCCAAAGAUUCCAAGAGAAGAAAUGGACGUGCUGCCCCUCUCAGUCAUUGACUGCCACAAGCGAGAAAUUGUCCCAGUGCGUGGUCCUUGCGAAUAUGUCGCUCUCAGUUACGUCUGGGGUCAGACAGCAGCACAAGAGGUCCCCAAAGGCAACUCCCUACCUCCUCACCUUCCAUGUACAGUCGAGGAUGCCAUGACUGUGGUAAGAGAAGUCGGCCUCCAGUACCUCUGGGUUGACAGGUACUGCCUAGACCAGAGCAACAAGGCUGAGUUCGAAGCACAGCUCAACCAGAUGGCCGACAUUUACCGAAAUGCACUUAUAACCAUCAUCGGAGCAGCUGGCUCAAACGGUGGCUACGGACUACCCGGCGUCAGCUCCCGACCUCGAUUCAAGCAGCCUUGCAUCAAGAUUGGUGACUACACGCUCUGGUCGUCUAUGACCGACCCGCGAAAACUAGUUCGAGAAAGCCCAUGGAUGACUCGCGCCUGGACAUACCAGGAAGGGGUCUUUUCUCGGAACUGGAUCGCAUUCACCGAUGAGCAAGUCUUCUUCCAGCGCUCAAACGAAGAGCAGACAAUCAUGGAACGCUGGUGGAAGACGUCCUGCGAGAUGUUUCCUCACGGCGGGUUAGGAGCUGAUGCUAAUUGUCCGUUGCUGAACAUGUACGACAAGGUAUGGCAGAACGAGGGGGCUAUUCACCAGCUUCUGGCACAAUACACAGCUCGGAGGUUGACCUAUCAGUCUGAUGCGAUUAACGGAACAUUGGGGUUGUUGAAGCGUUGUGAAAAUGGGCCGUAUCGAAUGAACCACUACUUUGGCAUUCCGAUUCUAGGACCGUUGGUCAGUCAUCGCAAGGCCAUGGGCCGUGAUCCUAGUCGGAGCUGGCCGCUAACGGAAGCUUUUUUGGUGAAUUUAUGCUGGAAGACGAGGGGAACUGGGCCGCGCAGAGCCGAAUUUCCGAGUUGGUCGUGGGCUGGCUGGCAAGCUGUCUAUGAGGGCUCUGCUCAACCACUGGCUCAUAAUGGACUCACUGGGAGAAGCCUGACUAAUGUGAAGCUAUUGGUGGAAAUGGAGGAGGACUUGGUAGACUGGGAGGCAAUGUGUAACAUGAUUAAUUGGGAUCUUUACCAGGAUUUGACAUCCUUGCCGCGAGAGCUUUAUAUGCAGGUACCGACAGUUCCACUGACUCUCUGCCGAGAGGUAAGAGGAACCGGGGACGGCUUUGCUGGUCAUGCCGCAGAUCUUACGCCUAUGCCAUGGUGUGCUGUAUUGAGUGACAAUGAAUGCGAGGUUCUGAUUGAGGUUAAUCUGGUCGACGAAGAAGUUGCAUCGACGCUCCAGACCGCGGACUCUGUAUCGUUGAAAGGAAUUAUUCUCCGCCAGUUAGACCCUCAUGCAGCCCAGGAAUACAACCCCUACGAUAAUCAGGUUUGGGCGUUUGCUCUUGUCGUGCUAGAAGAAAAGAAUGGGGCGACGAGAGUUGGGAGCUUGGAGCUGCGGCCAGACAAUUACUCGGUCCGUUGGAAGUACCAUGUCGACCAUUCGGGUGUGAAAAAUGAGAAGUGCUGGGUCCGAGAUGUUCUAAAGGACUACGUGGAUUGCGAAAAAAGAAAAAAUAUAUUAUGGUCCGACGUUGACAUUCCUCCGAGCUCGGGUGCAUCUUCGGGCCCGAACUCAAGCAUUCUGGCUCCUUCGGUUCACCAACCAGUCAUCAUCGUCGGGGCCAGCCUGGUCGGGCUCUCGGCUGCUCUCUGUCUAUCCAACCAUAAGGUACCCACCAUCGUCCUAGAGAAACAUGCAAGCAUCGCGAAGCAUCCACGUGCUAUUGGUUUUACGGCACGAACGUUGGAAAUCUAUCGCUGGCUCGGCAUCGCAGACGAGAUCCCCGAAAUCCCCAAAGACUUCAAUCUGAUGAGAGCGAGAGUCGAGAGCAUGACAGGCAAAUGGUUUGAAAGCACGUCCUGGUCAGACACGGGUAGCUCCAACAAGAAGUCAAGUCAGGAAUUACCUGCUACGAAGAAACAAUAUUCGCCGUCCCGUGGAGCGGCCUUGCCCCAGGAUCAAUUGGAAGCCAUUCUGCAAGCGACAGCCAUCGAAAGAGGUGUGGACAUCCGGCGUCAGCAUAGGGUUACAAACGUGGAGCAGAGCCAGAGUGGUGUCUCUGUGACGGCGUGCGAUCCUCAAAACAGGGAGAUGCGAAUCGAAGGCUCGUAUCUCAUCGCCGCGGACGGCAAUCGCAGCACAGUUCGUGAGCUACUGCAGAUCCCACGGAAUGGGCGCGGCCAUAUGCAGACCAUGCGCAGUGUACUGUUCCGCGCUCCCUUAGAACAGUAUAUGCAGGGAGUGCACCAAUUCAGUAUCGAUCAACCGGAUCUCAAAGCCUUUAUGACGACUUACAAUGACGGUCGGUGGGUCUUGAUGUUCCACGAUGACGUUGAGCGCGAUGAGCCUACCCUUCGCUCGGCGAUCAACCAAGCCAUCGGUAGAUCGGACCUACCGGUUGACAUUAUUACGACUGGCCGCUGGGACUUAGCUGCUCUUGUCGCAGACACCUUCCAGUCGGGGCGUGUCUUUCUCGCUGGGGAUGCGGCGCACACGCUGCCACCCAACCGAGGAGGAUAUGGAGCAAACACAGGAAUCCAUGACGUUGAUAACCUCGCCUGGAAGCUAGCAGCUGUUCUAGCAGGCAAGUCAUCACCUGAACUCUUAGACACGUACGAUGCGGAACGGCGUCCCGUGGCCCUUCUUCGCCAUGAUCAAAUCUUUGCCCGAGCCGAUUACAAAGUCCACCUGGACAAGGCCACGCCCGCUGGUAAAAAGCUUGAUGAUGAUGCGAUGGAGUUUGGACAACUCUAUCUAUCAAAUGGCUUUAUUGGGGCCGAAAAUAAUCUCCCACGAGCAUUGAAGCCUGACGAAUGGGCAGGUCAGCCGGGUACCCAUGUGCCACAUUUCUGGGUCACUCAAGAUGAAAACCCCGUUUCAAUCUUAGAUGUGGUGGGCGAGGAUUCAUGGACAUUGGUCUCCGAGUCAGUAGAAUGGGAGGAGGUUGUGGCUCAGGUGAAUCUAGGAUCAUCGAUCACGUUGAAUCAUAUUUGCAUCGGAAGAGAUGUUCAAUUUACGGAUGAAGGGAGCUUCCAAGAGGCUCUGGGAGUGUCCGCUACUGGCGCAUCGCUCUUGCGACCAGAUGGAUAUAUUGCCUGGAGGACAAAGGAACUGCCAGAAAACCCUGCCAAAUGUCUGGAUGAUAUUGUGGCUCAAGUCGCUUUUCGGGUGAAUAGCCAUUAGAACUGAAUGUUCGAUUCU
This is a messenger RNA of Aspergillus caelatus, 3681 nucleotides long. RefSeq names its product FAD binding domain-containing protein. Lineage: Eukaryota; Fungi; Ascomycota; Eurotiomycetes; Eurotiales; Aspergillaceae. The transcript has 4 exons. The record is from RefSeq and is a predicted model, not a curated record. The coding region runs from base 1 to 3663 and encodes 1220 amino acids. Gene Ontology annotation, molecular function: FAD binding.